GAGGGGUGUGAACUGAAUCCAAUAUACAAAUAUAAAUAAAUAUAAUAUGUACGGAUGUGCAUACAUCGAUGCAUUUGCGCUGCAAGUGAACAGUUAUAACUUGCAAGCGGAACAAUAACGGACACUUGUCAACAAGCGAUUGGGGCAAGUGGACGUUGACCAGUGCGGCGGCUGCUCUAAAGUGCUGUUGUUGGGGAAAAUAUAUAUAAGUACACAAAGGGGUGACAUUUUUAGAAAAAGAAAUUUAUAAUGAAAAAAUAUUGAUGCAAGCUGAGGUUGAGGGCGAAAUGCAUAUAGUAUGUCAAAUUAUUGAUGAAAUUUGUUCUUCAAUAAUAACAACAACAACUCUGGCACAUUAUCACAAGCUGACAGCAAUACAAUUGAGUCGAUACGCUGCCAUUUGCCACACAGUGAAAUUAAACUAUAUUUUUUCUGAUUUUUAUUUGCAUGCAAUCAGCGAAAUUGAUGAAAAGAAAGCAAGCAAAUAUGUGUAUAUAGAAAUCAGUAAAUAAAAAGAUAUUUAUGUACGAGUGUUUAAAUAAGUGUGAAUAGUGCGAUAAAUUGCAUAUGCCAUUAAAUGGCAUGAAGAUUUAAAUGUGCAAAGCGAGUAAUAAAGUACAAAAAAUGCUUGAAUCAUAAAAUGAAAAGUCGUAAAAAUACUUGAUUAAGUGAAAAUAAGCGCGUGGAGCUUAAAAUGUGGCAAUUAAAUGUACACCAACGCAAGGAAGUGUUCAAAUGAGAUUUAUUUUAAGCCAAAAAUUAAUUAAUUAAAAAUAGAAAUCGCUCAAUGUGCUUUAAAAUACAUUAAAUGUUCGUUAAAUGAGCUAAAAAUGUGAAAACAUAUCAAUUAUUUGCAAGACAAGCAAUCAGUGUAAGGAUGAAGGUAACUCAUACGCCCGCGUGGCGCUUUUAAUGAGCACGAAAAGCUAAAUUAAAGUGGCUUUAAAUAGAAAUAAGCAAAUGUUUAAUGACCUACAGCCUUACAGAUAAUGAUUGUGGUUGCAUUUGAUUGCCUUUAAACAACAACAACAACAAUAUGUGCCCGCAACUCGCCUCAGUUGGGGGGCUGAAGGAAGUUUCAACUCCAGCACAUCCGGUCACAGAGGCACGCAGCGACAGCAGGCAGCAGCAGCGAGUGACAGCUUAACCAUAAUCCGGUGAUAAUACCACAAAAAGUCGUUAGCGAACUUUUUCCAGCUGAAAGCUGUUAUAAAUAAACAAAAACAAGAAAAUCUCAAAAAAGAAAAUAAAAACAUAAAAGUGAUAAAAAAUGCUGAAAUAAAAUAAAUGCAUAAAUAAUGUGAAAUAAAAUGUAGCACAUUUGGUCGUCCGCAAGCUGCAAUCAACACCCAGUGCUUAAUCCCUUCCACACUCAAAUCAUUCAUUGCUCCUAAAUCACUUGAUUGCGCCGCACAAACCACAGCAGUGACCGAGAUUUAUUGCCGCAUACUGCUGCUUCCAUUAUAUGAAUACGUGUGUUUAGAGUGCUGUGUGUGUUGCCCGGUCUUUAGUGCUACACACUCACUCUCCAAUCGCCAGUGACGUCGCACUCGCAAUGAGCCACCAGUUUCAAGUGAGCUACACCGCCCUUGAGAUGACCGAUGAUAAUCAUCAUGCUUCCUCCAUGCCGUCGGUGGUGUCGUCAUCAUCGCCGCGUACAGCGCGCAAUGUCAAUUUCCAUAGUGAAAUCAACGAUACACCACCCACACCGCCACCCGGCUAUCCACCGCAACAAUUGCCGGUACGUCGCACCUCGAAGUCGUUCUUUCAGCGGCCGCGUUCGAUGUCCGCUUGGAGUGAUAUCAGUCGCAGUAGUAUGCGUUUGGAUGAACGGUAA
Zeugodacus cucurbitae (melon fly) is the source of this 1837-nucleotide messenger RNA. RefSeq lists its product as uncharacterized. Bases 1556 to 1837 code for a protein of 93 amino acids. The record is from RefSeq and is a predicted model, not a curated record. The transcript has a single exon. NCBI's taxonomy places the organism in Eukaryota, Metazoa, Arthropoda, Insecta, Diptera, Tephritidae.